CCUGUACAAAAAAGGAAAGAAACAGUCGUACGAUUUCGUUUUCUUAUCGGAGUGAUAUGGAAUGCGGGGAUAUGAAAUAGUAAUAGAUAUACACAUAUAUCUAAAACACAUGCAUAACAGUUAGUGAGAACAAGUCAGAUUCUAUUAGAGGACACAUGUUGGUUUGCAUCAAUGAAGUAUUACCACUGAUCUCUGUGCCAGCCUCGAGGGUGCCUGUAUGCAAGGCUCUGCACUGUCCUACCCAGGCAGCACCAUGGGGACUGUGAGCACUCAUCGCAUCAUCUACUUCAUGGGGUUCUUGGACCUCUUGGGAGUCAGUCUUAUCCUGCCCUUGAUCCUACCUGUGGUCAACAGCCUUGGAGCUUCUCACAUCACAGCUGGAUGUAUCACUUCUCUCUAUGGUGCUAUACAGUUGCUGUCAAGCCCAUUAGCAGGGUGGUGGAGUGAUGGGAUAGGGCGUCGUCCUGUGCUACUGGUGUGCACACUGGCCACAGCACUCAGCUAUGUGUUGCUAGGGGCUUCCAGCUCCCUGUUGGUUAUUGUCAUCGCCAGAGUCAUUGCAGGCGUGUUCAAGCACAGCCAAACCAUGUGCCGUGCUGUCCUGGUGGAUGUCACCCGCGUCCAGGACAGAUCACACGUGUUUGGCACCUUCAACGCCACGUCCAGCAUGGGCUUCAUCGUGGGCCCUAUGCUGGGAGGUCAUCUUUCAGAGCUACAUAAUGGCUUCACGGUCGUCUGCAACUUGGCAGCAGCUUUAUUUAUAGUUGACUUUGUCCUGUGCUGGUUGUUCAUCCCAGAGAAAGCCAACAACCAGAGUCGAGUGGAGGCCAAGACUCCCACAAAUCAGCCCCGCCAGUCACGCUCCCUCAUUCACGACAUUGAGUGGAGCAUAUUCUGGGACGUUUUUCUCAUCCGCUUCUUCUUGAGCUUCUCUUCUCUCGUGUAUAGAUCAAAUUUUUCUCUAUUGAUAAAGGAAAAUUUUGGAGCGAGUCCGAAAGUCAUCGGAUACCUAAUUUCAUUUCAGGGAAUCAUCAGUGCGACAGCAGGCUUUUUAACGGGCCGGGUGUCCAAAUUAUAUCAUAACUCCUCGCAAGAGUUGUUCCACAGCUCCAUUCUGUUGUGUUUAGCCCUCUUUGGACUUACGGUCGCCCCGUCGCUUCCCUUCUUGCUGAUAUGUCUGGUGCCGCUAUGCAUCAGCACCGCUGUCAUACGAGUCAGCAGCACCGCUGUCACAAUUGGUCGCUGCAGACCGUCACAGGUUGGCUCAAUCACUGGCUUCGGGCAGAGCAUUGCCUCCGUGGCGCGGAUGGUUACACCAAUUGUGGCUGGUGCGGCUCAGCAAACCAGCCUUUACGGGCCUGGCCUCAUAGGAACGGUGGCAGCCGCCGUCGGGGCAACAUUCGCUGGCUUUGUGUCACGUGAAGUAAAGCUGAAAGAGUUGUAGGUAAUACCACAAUGAUAUUUGACAUCAUUGUGACAUUUAUUGCAACAGGGAUUAUAGUGUAUAAGCUAUUCUAGUCUCUAUGAGUCGAUGUGUGGGACCAUGACUGAAGUGCACGAGUUUAGGUCGUCAGUCUUUUAUUCAGGAAUCAAUUACAGUGCGGUCAGUGACAAAAGUGACGAGAAUCUAAUGACGUGCAAACAGGUCGGGGACUCUGGUGGUGUCCAGGACAAGAUUAGAGAAAUUCCCAGCGAGUGAGGUUAGGCCACGUGCCAUGAAUGACUCCCACAAACAACGAAAAUAUAAUUGUGCAUUUUAAUGCAGGUACGGCGAGUGGUGUUUGUUACAGAAGUCCUAAUUUUGAUAAACUAAACGUAGCUUCAUAAUGCAUUCCAUUAAAAAAAAUAAACUGGGAUCUGUCACAUUCAUAAUUGGAGAUAAGCUCCUGAUUACACCGUUGUAUGUGCUUAGUAACUCAGUAACAAGCUCCUCGUGCCAUGGAUCGUUCCAGUGGACUCCUGUGUAGCUGCUUGUCUUGGGAAUCAUUGGUUCGGGAUUCAUGAAAAAUCUGAUACUAACGUGGAAUAAAAUACCGUGAAGAAAUCUAAAUAACACACACACACACACACACACACACACACACACGCAUUGAAUCUGAAGCUGAAGCUGAUCACACUGUUUCGGGAUUAUGAGUGCGGAUGGGUCAUAAUUAUUUUAUGAUACAGGAGGUCAUGAAUGAUAACUGAGUUAGAUGAAGAAGAAUUAUAUUAUGAUAUGCACUGAGUACUUAAUAAAAGUUUGCAAAAUUGCUACA
This is a messenger RNA of Scylla paramamosain (green mud crab), 2255 nucleotides long. RefSeq names its product major facilitator superfamily domain-containing protein 9-like. Lineage: Eukaryota; Metazoa; Arthropoda; Malacostraca; Decapoda; Portunidae. Gene Ontology annotation, cellular component: membrane. The record is from RefSeq and is a predicted model, not a curated record. The transcript has 9 exons. Bases 218 to 1444 code for a protein of 408 amino acids. Gene Ontology annotation, molecular function: transmembrane transporter activity. Gene Ontology annotation, biological process: transmembrane transport.